Linepithema humile (Argentine ant) is the source of this 1330-nucleotide messenger RNA. RefSeq names its product odorant receptor 10-like. Gene Ontology annotation, molecular function: olfactory receptor activity; odorant binding. Gene Ontology annotation, cellular component: plasma membrane. The record is from RefSeq and is a predicted model, not a curated record. Gene Ontology annotation, biological process: detection of chemical stimulus involved in sensory perception of smell; sensory perception of smell. NCBI's taxonomy places the organism in Eukaryota, Metazoa, Arthropoda, Insecta, Hymenoptera, Formicidae.
UCCGGAAAGUAGCGCAAGCGCAAAUCAUAGCAGCGCAAAGCAUUGCGACCGUCAGUAUACAUCAGUCAUUCGUAUCGCGAUAAUGGAGAGCCCAUCCCAUUAUUCUGAUGCUUACAACAAACCCGAGCUUCACAACCGAAAUUUUAAAAAUGAUCUUCAAGUCAGCAUGCAAUUAAACGUCUGGACUUUGAAGCCGAUCGGUACUUGGCCGAAGUCUUUAGGACACUCCCGGCUCGAGACACUAUGGUGCAGAGUGUCGAAUAUAACCUGCUAUGGACUGCUAGUCUUAAUUUUGAUCCCCGGCGGCAUGUACAUGGUCUUGGAGAUGAAAGACUUUUACAGCCAGCUAAAGCUCGGCAGUGCUCUCAGUUUCUUUAUGACGGCUGUGAUGAAGUACUGUGCCUUUAUUCUACGCGAGAACGACCUCCGCAGAUGCGUCGAGUACAUCGAGGGCGACUGGAAAAACGUGAAAUAUACGGAGGAUCGAAAAAUCAUGUUGAAGAAUGCGAAUAUCGGUCGUCGGCUGAUAGUCAUCUGCGGUAUCUUCAUGUACGGCGCCGUCCUAUUUUAUUACGUGGCAGUGCCGUUCACACGCGCCAAGAUCGUUGAAGAAGAUGGAAAUCUGACUUACCGCAGAUUGGUGUACCCGGUGCCUAAAGUGCUUGUUGACGCUCGUCGAAGUCCCAUUAACGAAAUCUUUUAUUUCAUCCAGCUAUUGUCUGGCUUCGUUGCCCAUAACAUCACGGUGGCAGCGUGCGGUUUGGCAGCUCUCCUCGCGAUGCACGCUUGCGGACAGUUGCAGGUGCUCAUAUCUUGGCUGAACCAUUUGGUUGACGGUCGAGAAGGUAUUAAUGACACUGUGGACGAGAGAUUGGCAAAUAUCAUUGAACUACAUGUACGCAUUUUAAACUUCAUUGCGCAAACCGAGGAAUUGCUACACGAAAUAUCCCUCAUAGAAGUUGUGGGAAGUACUAUGAACAUAUGUUUUCUUGGUUAUCAUUGUAUGAUGGAAUGGAACUUUCAGCAGCCGGUUAGUGGCUUAACAUAUGUGAUACUUCUCGUCUCGCUUACAUUCAACAUAUUUAUGUUCUGUUACAUAGGUGAACUCUUAACGGAACAGACCAUGAAAGUACGUGAGAGCUCAUACAUGAUCGAUUGGCACCGCCUACCAGAAAGAAAGAGUCUUGCUAUCAUCUUAAUAAUCUGUAUGUCUGAUGCAACCACCAGACUUACUGCCGGAAAUAUAAUCGAACUGUCUGUUAGCAGCUUCGGCAACGUUAUUAAAUCAUCUGUUGCAUAUUUAAACAUACUACGAACGUUAACGACUUGA